Molecule: messenger RNA, 1394 nt
Organism: Atta colombica
Lineage: Eukaryota; Metazoa; Arthropoda; Insecta; Hymenoptera; Formicidae
Product: protein YIPF1
Exons: 5
Coding region: 357-1331 (324 amino acids)
Biological process (GO): vesicle-mediated transport
Cellular component (GO): Golgi apparatus; membrane
Molecular function (GO): small GTPase binding
Source: RefSeq, a predicted model, not a curated record
AUUGGCGUUAGUGCGCGGAAGAUUAAAUACGAAAAAAAAGCCGGCAUAGACGUUCUAAGCUUAAUUUUGAUACAUAGCAUCCAAUAGCAAACUGUCAAACUGAAAAUACGAAAGAACGACGAGAAAAUUCUAUUUCAUUCACUCACAAUCAUUAAAGGCUGAAGGCUCAUGAAGUUAUGAAUGCGAGAAAGACGGACUUAUCGCUGUCUCGCUCGCUUCGCUCGGUGGGGGAAAAUGGAGAUGCUGAUUCAGCUGAUUGUUGAAUUGCUCUGCUCUGGGUGGUCAAAUGUGCAUCACUAGUUGUUCUUCUAUAUUCAUUUUACGAGAAGCAGGAGCCAUAAUAUAGAAGAAGAAUCAUGGAUGGUGGUCAAUCAAAAGAUACGGAUCCGCAGUUUAUAUCCUUCCACGAUUUCCCAUCGAUGAGUCAUGCUGAAAACUCGGAGGGACAGCUGGGCACCGGGGCUUCUACUCAUCAGCCCUUUAAUAACCUUUCAAAUGAUUCGAUGGGUAUCGGCAUGAUAGAAGAUUUACAAGGAAUGCCUACUAAAAUCGAAGAUACUGCUCAGAACAACUUCUGGACAAUUGAGUAUUACCAAAAAUUCUUUAAUGUUAACACAAACGAGAUCUUGGAGAAGCUCAUGCAUUCCAUGAUACCACAUGGUAACGACAAUUAUUUUAUAACGCACAUAAAGCCAAAUCCAGAUUUAUAUGGGCCUUUCUGGAUAAGCGUGACUCUGGUAUUUGCUAUCGCGAUUAGCGAAAACGUAGUAAACUAUUUGCAGACUGCUAAUUCUAGCAAGUAUCACUGGAGAUAUGAUUUUCAUAUUGUAACGUACGCAGCUACUAUUAUAUUUCUCUAUGUGUUGCUUGCACCAUUAUUCCUAUGGGGUGCAUUAAAGUGGCUCAACAAAUAUCAUACAUCAGAAGAGGAAUUGAUUCAGUCUUAUCCCGUCCCAGGACUCUUAGACCUUUUGUGUCUGUAUGGAUAUUCCUUAAGCAUUUUUGUACCAGUAGCAUUCCUGUGGAUAAUUCAAAUUGGCUGGUUACAAUGGAGUCUAGUCAUACCGGUGACGGUUUUAUCUGGAGGAGUUUUACUACGAUCAUUAUUACCAGCAUUUGAAAGAGGUAAAUGGAGGAUUCUAUAUGGUGCUACAAUUCUGGUUAUGCAUCUACUGUUGGCAAUGGAACUUAUGUUGCAGUUCUACUACGCGUCAUCUAAAAGUACUACUUCAGUCAAUAUGACUGAAUUGAUAGCAUCUUCUACACAUAUCAAUGUGUUGCAUAAAGUAAUACAAAAUAAUAGUUCCGUCGUACCGCCAACGACAAUUUGAAAUGACUAAAUGCAGAUCUAAGAAUUAUUUUCGACACUAUCAAGAAAAUUUGUUUAUUCAUGU